Molecule: messenger RNA, 2452 nt
Organism: Neolamprologus brichardi
Lineage: Eukaryota; Metazoa; Chordata; Actinopteri; Cichliformes; Cichlidae
Source: RefSeq, a predicted model, not a curated record
AUGAAACAUCUGCCCCAUCUUGAACAGCAGGCUGCUGGUGGACGUGCCCGGGUUGCCCACACCUCCAACACGGCUGCCUCGGCGCUUGUUCGGCUCACGGUAAUAAGAAUUUGGAAGGAAGAUGACAUACUAUUGGACAAAGCCUUCAAAGCAACAGUUUCUUCAGAUGUCUGGAAGGUUCACUGUACACAUGGAGGGGAGCCUGUGGUCUUGUUUCAGAGAGGAGCUGUGAGACUGCUGGACUCUCUGCUUGCUGCUCCGCAGCAGCCCAUAGAGGAGGUGCUAGCUCAAGAAGAAGCCAUCAGGUGGAGCGCCAUCAUAGUGACAGAGACCCAGCAGUUUAUCAUCAUCACAACUGAACAGAAAGGAGAGCAUUUUCUCUACCUGCAGAGACUGAACCCAAACUCUGUACAGAGGUACCGGCUUGAGAGAGAAGAACCUGGUCUCUCCCCGCUGAGCUUCUCUGCCACUUACAGGGAUAAGCACAUCUGCCUCCUUUAUCUCUACCCUAAUGGUCACGUGUACCAGAGUGUACUCUCCGUGCGGGGCCUCGGGACUGAAGAGGGGGUCCAGGCCUUACCCCUGCCUCGUAGCCUGCUGCUGGGUCUUCCUGUUGGUGAUGGCCAGCUGGAGGCAGCGUCUGCCAUGGCUCUGGAUGAAGCCCAUGUAGCUGUUGUUGGGGUUCCACAUCCCUCUGCUGGAGGUGGUAAAGGUUCCCUGUCCUUCCAGCUGCUGGGUGCUGAUGGAGGACUGUAUGACUUUGGUAGAGCACUGUGUCUGCACUCCACUGUGACGGGGCUCACUGUCCCUUCUCACAACUUUAUAGCAGUUUACAAUCUUAAAACCAGUCUUUGGAGUUAUUCCAACAAGGUAUUUAUUCCACAUGGGAAAACCCUCUCCAUUAUACCCUUCGAGUGCCCCAAAUCUUCCCUUGCCUCUGCCCUGGGAAAAUUAAAACAUACAAAGACUGAAGAGUCGAAGACUCCGAAUUCUGUGCCGUCUUGGAAUAACAUUCUUCAUGGUGAAAAAGCUCAGCCCUCAAAAUCUGCAGAAACGAGGAGGACGAGAAUGACCCGUAAGUCCCAGUCAACAACUAAUUUAACAACUGACCAAGUAUUAGAGCUCAUCAAGACGGCACCAGUGGAAGAGAUCCAGAAAGAGGUGGAGGGGUUCCUGACCAGGGCAGAGUUCCAGGACCUGCAGCCCUCAGUGGGACAGCUUGCAUUAACCCUCGUGUCCCGGAGUCUUGCCGAUCCAGCCUUCUACUCUUCUAGCACGUUGGCACAGCUGGUUCACACUCGGUGCCUUUGCCACAGUGUGUGUCCUGACCUUGUGCUCCUGGCCCUUGAGAAGAAGGAUUACUUCCUGUGUCAGCUCUGCUUGCAGUUCUUCCCUGACAUUCCUGAAGCUGUUACCUGUGCCUGCCUGAAGGCAUUCAUCAGUAUACCAGAUGUUGAUGCAGAGAAGGUGAGCCUGGAGCCUGACAGCGUCGAGUUUAUGGAAAACCUAAUCACGAGAGAUCGUGCAGAGGCUGGCUUGCAGAAUGGUUUUAGCCCCACUUCGUCAGUCGUCAAUGAUCAUCAGACCAGAGCUGAAGACGUGAAGAAGGCCUCAGCUCCUUCACAACUCAUUUGUCCAGUGGGAUUACACAAGGCUGUUCUAAUAAAUGAGAUCUUGCAGACACCGUACAGUGACACCUUUCUCCUCCCACACCUAAAAGAUCUUUCCUCUCAACAUGUCGUGCUUUUCCUCCAGUACCUGCAAUUUUUAUACCUAAAAUAUUCCCAGGAUGCUUUCCCACAGAUGGAGGGAUUUAGAUCACCAAGUCUGAGUCAGAUCAUGGAUUGGGUGUGUUUGCUGUUGGAUGCUCAUUUUACGGUGCUAGUAAUGACUCCAGAAGCUAAAGGCUUGCUGCUGAACCUCCACAGCUUUGUUAAAUCUCAGGUGAGACUGGUUUCUGAGCUUGGAAAGAUUGAGGGAAGCCUUCAAGAACUCCAUAAAAUGAAGGCGAAGGAGAGCAUCGGACAGUACUCCAUUGAAAUCAUUGAGCUGUUUUAGAAUGUGUACAAAAUAAUUUUAAUCAUUCAUAACACCAUCUUCUUCCAACCUUUUAGCUAAAAUGAUUUCACGGUUAUUAUUCUUGAGUGCUUUUUUUGCCACAUACGUUUGCUAUCCAGAUGUGUAGGCCUUGAAAAAGUUGCGGCUCUCUUUUAACCAUGUUUUAAACUUGUUUAAGUCGUCAAAAUAUUUGACAAUUCGCUUAAUUUGUGGUUUUGUAAAAGUUUAAUGCAGAAGCCACCUCAUGCAACAGUAUGGUGUGAGAUUGUAAUGUUAAUAUUGGGGCUUUGCCUUUCGAACUGUGAGAGUUGAUGACUUAUUUUUGUAUGUGUCAUUAGACAGCUAAAAACUGUUGUGAAAACCUUUUAUGUUUAAUAUUAAAAAAGAUGAUGAA